AUGGCUGCUGGGGAGGGGGCUCCUCUGAGCCCUUUGUUGGGGGUCAGGCAGCAACUUAGUGAGCCUGAGCAGAGCCAGGGCUGCAAGCUGGAACUGCUGGAAAAAGCCAUCCACCUGGACUCUGAGGCUGUCCCAGGCCUGGGUGGCCAAGAUGUGGCCCACACUGAGUCACCAGUACCUAGCAAAGCCAUAGCAGGCAAGCUACCACUGGCCAGGAAGGUGCACAUGGACCCAAGGCAGAGUGCCUUCAUGAAGCUUCCACAGCUCCAGGUGCAGCUGGGGGAUUGCCAGGUGUGGGUAGGAGACCACAGAGACCAACCAGAUCAACCUGAACCCCAGCAGCAGGCCCUGGACAUCCCUAGGGCCCUGGUGAGCGGCAGCACAGUCUGCUCUGUAGGGCCUAGAACCACCAGAGGUGAGCAGAGGAGUGCCUUCAGCAAACCUACCAAGAGCCCAACAGAGAGAUGGGGGUGCUUUCCUGUCAUCCCAGGAGGAGCACCUGGAGAUUCCUUAGGGGCACUCUCAGGACUCCUCACAGCUUCGGACAUCCCUUGCUGGGGCGGGCUAUCCACUUGCAGGCUCCUGGGUGAUGUCUGGAAUUUGGGAAUGCUGUCACGGAACUCUCUGCUCUGUGGCACUUUCCAAGGGACCCCCAUGCUAUGGCUGGAACACACCCAGGUCCGAGUACCCACGCCCUUAGCACCCACCACCACGCUCUCAAGGGCCCUCUUGCCAUCUCCACUCUCUUCCCCUGGCUUGUCCACCCAGAAUUGGUGUGUCAAGUGCAGCCUUGCCUUUCGCCUGACAGCUGACCUUGUCUUCCACAUGCGAUCUCACCACAAAAGGGAGCACACAGAGGCUGACACACUUCCUAGGAAGCGCAGCAAAGAGGCCCUCAUUUGCCAAGUCUGCCAUGAGUACUUCCGGGAGCGCCACCAUCUCUCAAGGCACAUGACUUCUCACAGCUAGCAGGUGGCCUGGGGUCCAGUGUCCAACGGCAAGGAAGAUGUGGCCAAAGAUGGGCUGGACUGUCUCCAGAGGAGCAUUUUGAUCACCAUCUGAAUGAGACAAGGCAAUCCAUGUGAUGUGUUUUGCAGGAAGUGAAGCCAUGGAUUGAAAGGGUGCAUUUUUAUUUU
This is a messenger RNA of Perognathus longimembris pacificus (Pacific pocket mouse), 1136 nucleotides long. RefSeq names its product zinc finger protein 488 (gene Znf488). The transcript has a single exon. Gene Ontology annotation, cellular component: nucleus. The coding region runs from base 1 to 969 and encodes 322 amino acids. NCBI's taxonomy places the organism in Eukaryota, Metazoa, Chordata, Mammalia, Rodentia, Heteromyidae. The record is from RefSeq and is a predicted model, not a curated record. Gene Ontology annotation, biological process: regulation of DNA-templated transcription.